AUGCGAAACGGGCGGGCCGGGAGACACGGCGCGGUGCCCGGGCGGGGCUGUUGCGGCCGCCCCCGCCGCUGUCUGGAAACUUCCCCGGCGGGGGUCGUUACGGACCGGGAGCGGUGGGAUGGGGCAUGGUGGCCCCUAAAGCCAUACGGGGUACCCUACCGACACCGUGCCGCCGCCUCGUCGCCCCCGGCACUGGGCGUGGAGGAGGUGGUUCAUUGCCCGCAGUCCUGUGCUUGGAAGGCAACUGGAGGUGCUUUCAAUGAGAAAUGGAGAUUUCCUAUUUGGCCAGAAUGGAAUGAAGCAGAUAUUAAUGCAGAAAAAUGGGAUGCUGGAAAAGUUGGAAAAGAGAAAGAAAAAGCUAGAAAAAGCCCUGUUACACAGGUCUUCGAUGAUCCUGAAGGGAAAAUAGAAUUGCCAGCCUCCUUAAAAAUACACUCAUGGAAACGUCCACAUGAGUUUUUAACAGAUAUGAUUCCUGUGGUUGUCAAAAAUGAAACUUCAUUUGACCUCUUUUCAGCAAAUGAGCAUUUAUUUUGUAGUGAGCUGAUGAGAUGGAUUAUAAGUGAAAUUUAUGCAGUUUGGAGGAUACAUAAUGAGAAGGAUGUACCUAGUGAAACAUCCAUUUUUUUUUGGAAACCAUGGGAACACAUUUAUGCCUUAUGUAAAGCUACGAAUGGACACAUGCCUCUGUACAAUAACUAUGGAAAAUAUGUAGUGAAACUUUAUUGGAUGGGGUGCUGGAGAAAGAUCAUUAUUGAUGACACAAUGCCUUUCAAUGAAGAGGAUAAUUUGUUACUACCAGCUACUACUUGUGAAAUUGAACUUUGGCCAAUGUUGCUCUCCAAAGCCAUCAUUAAACUGGCAAAUACCAGUAUACUUGCAACUGGAAAAAGAGAGCUGGAGGAAUUCACAAUUCUACAUGCAUUGACUGGGUGGAUACCAGAAGUUAUCCCUCUCCAGCCUGGAUACUUGGACAAAGUCUGGGGCUUUUUGAAAAAGACUGUGCCAGAAUUCAAGUUGCCAAGUAGGAAAACUCCAGAAAUCGAUGUUACUGAGUCAGAUACAAACCCUAAAGAGACCGAAGUCUCAGACCAAAAAAAUGAAGUUGCAUCUGUGAAUAAGCAUUCACAUAAAGCUGAGAAAGCAGAGAAAUCUGAUAAACUUGUGAAAGAUAAAACAGAGCAUAAAGAAACAGGAAAGAAGAAAACCAAAGAUGGAGAAAAAGAAAAGAACAAGGAAGCACAUCACUCUUUGCAAGUAUUGGCAGAGGGCCCACAUUCUCAGACCUUACGUAAAAAAUCUUCUGUGAUACCCCAGCCAGAAAUGGUCAUGUAUGCUGUCUGCAUACCACUGCAUUUAUUUGAAGAGGAUAUUUUUUCAUUAGGGAAGAUGGCUGAUUCUUCAGAAAAGUUGAGGCAGUAUGGACUUUCCCACAUAUUUAGCCAUCCUGUCCUGAUCACUAGAACUAGGUCCUGUCCUUUAGUAGCACCACCAGAGCCACCACCAGUUCCUCACUGGAAACUUUUCCGUCUGAAAAAGGAAACUAUUGUGACAUCUGAACCCCAAGAGCCUGUGGUAGAAAAACCUGAAGAACAUGUUGAGAUUGCUAGCUUAUUUCUUAAUUACAAAUUGAAUCUUAUCACAAUACCCACAGACAUACACGUUCAAUGUUCUUCUAUCAAAAAGGGACUUCAUUUCGUAUCUUCUCUCUCAUCUGUUACUGGAAGUGAUGAAGAUGAAAGUGAAAGUGACAGUAAUGUGGAUAUAAGUCAUGAUGGGAGAAACUCAAAUGCAGAAGGUUCUUUACAGGAAGAGAAAAAAGGCCUUCGCAUCACAGGGGAAGAAUUACAUGAGACCAUCAAUUUUGAUGCAAAACAAGUGGCAGAAACAGAUGAUAAUGCUAUGAACCCCCAGACAAGGGAUAAAUCAAAGGAAGAAAUACAGUCAGAAAGAGCUGCUGUUUCCAGGGAAACCUGGAUUAGCUUUGAAGACUUCUGUGUUUGUUUCCAGAGCUUGUAUGUUUUCCACAAGCCACACACAUAUGCUUAUAAUUAUCAGAAGACGUAUUUUAAGUCUACUGAUGACCGAGCCUUCUAUUAUUUAUCUGUGGACAGUCUGAUGCCCAUUGAAAUCCUGGUUAGCUUUUCUGCAUUGGUACAGUGGAACACUAAUGGAGAUAAACAAGAAUGCACUAGUAUUUCAAAAGGUGUGCUAAUUGUUGAACAUUUUUCUUGGAAAUGUUUGACUCGUGGAAAACCUGUCCUAAAGAUGCAUACAGCUGCCACCAAAGCUACUGUGUUACAUCUUCCUGUUGGGCGAAACAUAUUGCUCUUCACAGUAAAUUCUCCCAUAGGACACCAUAUUCAUCUGUGCAGCAUGGUGCCAUGUGUCUUUGGAGAAGAGGAUGCUGUGAUGCCAGGUCUUGAACAGGAGAGCCACCGGUUUAUAAAACAGGCUACAGCUAUCCUGGAAGCUAUUGGCAAUGUGAUAAAUAAUUUCAGCAGUAAGCCUGAACUUUCUAAAGCCUUGAAGGAGUUGGAGUUAGCACACUGUCCUCCUGGCCUCCAUGGUACUGAAAUGGCUGCAGAACACUUCAAGGUUUUCAAAAGUGCAUUUUGGUAUUUGAUCAAAUACGUAUCGGGCAGUGCAGCUCUUCACAGCUACAGAUUUGCCUUCAGGUCCCUCACUUUGGAUUUUAAAGACACUGAGCUUUUUAACGAUGACAAUUUUUCUUCAGAGAGUUUUGAGAAGAGUUCCUGUAGUAGCUGGCAGAACCGAACUCCAACUUCUGAAGAAGAAGCAGCAGCUCUUAAACUUCAAGCCUUCUGGAGAGGGACUUAUGUUAGGAAAAUAGUGAACAGCAGAAAACCAGGUACUAAAGAAAACACUGAUGUCAAAGAAACCUUGCAAAAAUUGUGGACUGUGAUUGAGUUAGAUUUUGAAUACUGUGCUGUAACACUGUUAAGAGAAAUGUUUAAAAGAAACUGUAAAUCUAUUGAAAUGUUCCCUUGUUAUGAAGAUGAACAUUGUAAGGUCUGUUUUGAUGACUAUUCUGUUACUUAUGCUGAUCAGCCACCAAAUGUGUGGUUUGUGGUUUUUAGAGAAGUAUUUCUUGUUUCACAAGACAUGCUUGUAGUGCCAAAGGUGUACACCACUAUACCUUCCUGUAGACUUCAUGUUGUUGACAAUGACACACUGGAAGAAAUGCCACAUGUGUUUUUCAAAGUGGCACCUCGUGUUUACCUCAAAAAUAAGAAAGGAUACACAUUUAUGGCUGAAGCAUCUACUGGGGAUCAGCCCGUGGCAGCUGGAAGGUGGAAGCUCCGGCUCAUCGGUUCUCACAGACCACUCCCCUUGCUCUCUCGUGAGGCUGUAAAUGAUGCAUAUUCUGCUAGAGAAAUUAAAGAGUAUUAUAUACCCAAUGACAAGAAUGUAAUGUUCAGGUAUUCUGUGAAAGUCACAGUGCCACAUGUUGCUACAGUGCAGGUACAGACCUCUAAAUCAGAUGUGUUCAUUAAACUACAAAUCCUAGAUAAUAACGAAGAAGUUGUGAGUGUCACUGGAAAGGGCCAUGCACUCAUCCCUGCCUUUAACUUCCUGAGUAAUGAACCAUUUUUGAGUGCCCAGUCAAGCAAAACCCAAAUUAAUCAACGUAGCACAAAGAAGGAUUCAGAGCCUGGAGGAUCCAGAAAAAAAUCUCACAAGUAUAUCAUACAAGCUUUGGUGCUAUUUGAUAGUUGGCCACUUACUGAGAGUCAGUCUCUGUUUGUUCAGGCACCUGGAAGAAAUGGAGAAAAAUUAAAAUCAAAGGUAGGUUUGAUUUAAAUAUUAAAUUAUGAAGGGCAAAAGUCUGCAAAUAUUCCUAAACAAACAAAAACAAAAGAUAAAGCAUCUGAGAAGUCAGAAAAAGAGAAAUCCACUAGAAGAAGAGAAUCACUUAUAUCUCUUGCAUCUUUUGAAUCUCAGCAAGCUGCUUCAGACCAACCAUACUGGAUUUUACGCCUCAUCAGUGAGCAGAGAGAGGCAGACACCCUGGAGGUGAAGAAAGACACCCAGCGAGCAGAUGAGAUCAAAGCCAUGAAACAAGCAUGGGAGUCUGCAGAGCCCGGCAGAGCUAUCAAGGCUUUUCAGGAACGCGUGCGGUUUAUUAAUAAGUAUGCGGUGUGCGAUUCAGAGGAGUCCAGAUCUGGGAGUGAGACUGAUGUUUUAACACCUAGCUCAGGAGAAAGAGGUAAGGAUUCUCUUACCGCAGAAAAGAAAGAAUCACAAACAGCUAUUGAUACAAGCUUACAAAUGCAAAAUAAAAAAUGGGAGCCUAUCGACCUUACUCCUUACAUGAGAAAAACGAUGCCUGAGUCUAUGAUAAGAAGUGAGUCUAUCAUUCAAGAGCAAGCUAUAAGUAAAGAAGCAAAAAUCAACCAAUUUAGGGAACUUCGAGAGCUGGCCUUGAAAGAAAGGGAAAAAGAAAAAAAUGCCAGAGCUUUAUUGAAGGAAAAUAUACUUGAAAUGUAUGAGAAUCUGCAGGCAUCCUUAGAUGAAAAACGAGGCAGAGUUCACAGCAUGCGGGAAGCGUACAGAAAUGAGCUGCUAGAGGCUGAGAGCAGGAAAGAAGAAGAGCUGGCAGCUCUUGAAGCAAGUUUGCAAGGAGAGCAAGAGAAGAAAAACUCAAAUGCACUAAAAAAAAAGAACGGAAAAGGGAAAAAAUAG
Calypte anna (Anna's hummingbird) is the source of this 4707-nucleotide messenger RNA. It is a transcript of the gene ADGB, whose product is annotated as androglobin. NCBI's taxonomy places the organism in Eukaryota, Metazoa, Chordata, Aves, Apodiformes, Trochilidae. The record is from RefSeq and is a predicted model, not a curated record. Gene Ontology annotation, biological process: proteolysis. Gene Ontology annotation, molecular function: protein binding; oxygen binding; heme binding.